This is a messenger RNA of Hipposideros armiger (great roundleaf bat), 6936 nucleotides long. It is a transcript of the gene FILIP1, whose product is annotated as filamin A interacting protein 1. The record is from RefSeq and is a predicted model, not a curated record. Lineage: Eukaryota; Metazoa; Chordata; Mammalia; Chiroptera; Hipposideridae. The transcript has 7 exons. The coding region runs from base 528 to 4166 and encodes 1212 amino acids. Gene Ontology annotation, cellular component: actin cytoskeleton.
GUGAGCAGAGCUAUAUCCACUGAUAACCCAGCUGCCGAGGAACUGAGUAAAGCCGGCUCCAAACUUCUCAGCUGUUGACAGGCUUGACUUGCUGAGAACACUGGUUAAAUAUAGCACGCGCAAGCCAGCUCCUCAACAAAGUCAUUGCUCUGACGGUGUUGUGAAGGGAGCAGAAGACGAGAAACCUAAUCUCAGAACCCAACGACACCUAGCAACAGUUGAAAAAACUUUUAAACAAAAGUCAGGGUGGGAGAUACACAACAGCCUCCAAUUUCUGCUGAUCGGGAUUUCAGGGAGAAGAAGCUGCUUUCCUCUUCUCUCUACUCGGUUUCCUGCAUGACUUCAGCUAUUGGCUAGUCCUAGGAAAGAAAGUGGUUAAAGCUUUUUCCUCUGUAUUCUUUUGGGCUGGAUAGUUUUCCAGGACUCCAGUCUCUCUUGGGCUGUGGGACAAGCCACUGGGUUCUUCAAAGAAUAAGCUACCUCCAUAAAGGACAUAACCUUGGUUAAACGAGCUGCCUCAGGUGGGAAUGAGAUCCCGAAACCAGGGUGGUGAAAAUUCACCCAACGGGCAUAUCUCCUGCCCUAAAUCCUCCAUCAUCAGCAAUGCUGAUGAUAAAAGUCUCUCAGAAGAUGCAAAAAAGAAGAACAAAUCAAAUAGAAAGGAGGAUGAUGACAUGGCCUCAGGAACUGUCAAACGACACCUGAAACCAUCUGGAGAAAAUGAACGAAAGAAUAAGAAAUUGGAGUUAUCCAAAGAAGACCUCAUCCAGCUACUCAGUAUAAUGGAAGGAGAGUUGCAGGCUAGGGAAGAUGUGAUCCACAUGCUGAAGACAGAGAAAACCAAGCCUGAGGUUCUGGAGGCUCAUUACGGGUGUGCGGAGCCAGAGAAAGUGCUGCGGGUCCUGCACAGAGACGCCAUCCUAGCCCAGGAGAAAUCCAUAGGAGAAGAUGUCUAUGAGAAACCAAUUUCAGAGCUGGACAGACUUGAGGAAAAACAGAAGGAAACCUACCGGCGCAUGCUAGAGCAACUGCUGCUGGCGGAGAAGUGUCACAGGCGCACCGUGUACGAGUUAGAGAACGAGAAGCACAAACACACCGACUACAUGAACAAGAGCGAUGACUUCACCAACCUGCUGGAGCAGGAGCGGGAGAGGUUGAAAAAGCUCCUUGAACAAGAAAAAGCUUACCAAGCCCGCAAAGAAAAGGAAAAUGCUAAGCGGCUCAAUAAACUAAGAGAUGAGCUGGUAAAACUCAAGUCCUUUGCACUCAUGCUGGUAGAUGAAAGACAAAUGCAUAUUGAGCAACUUGGCCUGCAAAGCCAGAAAGUACAGGAUCUUACUCAGAAACUGAGGGAAGAAGAAGAAAAGCUCAAAGCCAUUACUGCCAAAUCCAAAGAAGACAGGCAGAAAUUACUCAAGUUAGAAGUGGAUUUUGAACACAAGGCUUCAAGGUUUUCCCAAGAGCAUGAAGAGAUGAAUGCUAAAUUGGCUAAUCAAGAAUCUCACAACAGGCAACUUCGACUCAAGCUGGUGGGCUUAACUCAGAGAAUAGAGGAGCUAGAGGAGACCAACAAAAAUCUCCAAAAGGCAGAGGAAGAACUUCAGGAAUUAAGAGAUAAAAUUGCCAAAGGGGAAUGUGGCAACUCCAGCCUCAUGGCAGAAGUCGAAAAUCUCCGGAAGCGCGUGCUUGAGAUGGAGGGUAAAGAUGAGGAGAUCACGAAAACGGAAUCCCAGUGCAGGGAAUUGAGGAAGAAGCUGCAAGAGGAAGAACAUCAUAGCAGGGAGCUCAGACUUGAAGUUGAGAAGUUACAGAAGAGAAUGUCGGAGCUGGAGAAAUUGGAAGAGGCAUUUAGCAAAAGUAAAUCUGAGUGCACCCAGCUACAUUUAAAUCUGGAGAGAGAGAAGAACUUAACUAAAGAUCUGCUAAAUGAAUUGGAAGUGGUCAAGAGUCGAGUUAAAGAGCUGGAAUGUUCUGAAAGUAGACUGGAAAAGGCUGAAUUAAGCCUAAAAGAUGAUCUUACAAAGUUGAAGUCAUUUACCGUGAUGCUGGUUGAUGAAAGGAAAAAUAUGAUGGAAAAAAUAAAGCAAGAAGAGAGAAAAGUGGAUGGGCUCAAUAAAAAUUUUAAGGUGGAACAAGGAAAGGUUAUGGAUGUAACUGAAAAGCUAAUCGAAGAAAGUAAGAAGCUUUUAAAGCUGAAAUCUGAAAUGGAGGAAAAAGUAUACAAUUUGACAAAAGAGAGAGAUGAGUUGAUAGGCAAAUUGAAAAGUGAAGAAGAAAAAUCGUCUGAAUUAAGUUGCAGUGUUGACUUAUUAAAGAAGAGACUUGAUGGAAUAGAGGAAGUGGAAAGAGAAAUAACAAGAGGAAGGUCUCGAAAAGGAACCGAGCUCACUUGCCCAGAAGAUAACAAGAUUAAGGAACUAACACUUGAAAUCGAGAGACUGAAGAAACGUCUCAAGCAACUGGAGGUGGUCGAAGGGGAUUUGAUGAAGACGGAGGAUGAGUAUGAUCAGCUGGAGCAGAAAUUUAGAACUGAGCAGGAUAAGGCUAACUUUCUCUCUCAACAACUGGAGGAGAUAAAGCACCAAAUCGCCAAGAAUAAAGCCAUAGAGAAAGGUGAGGCUGUGAGCCAGGAAGCUGAGUUGAGACACAGAUUUCGGUUGGAAGAGGCUAAAAGCCGGGACUUAAAAGCUGAAGUGCAAGCUCUUAAAGAGAAGAUUCAUGAAUUAAUGAACAAAGAAGAUCAGCUUUCUCAGCUCCAAGUGGAUUAUUCUGUCCUUCAACAAAGAUUUAUGGAAGAAGAAAAUAAGAACAAAAACAUGGGACAGGAGGUCCUCAAUCUGACCAAAGAGUUGGAGCUUUCUAAGCGUUAUAGCCGAGCUCUGAGACCCAGUAUGAAUGGAAGAAGAAUGGUAGAUAUACCUGUGACAUCGACUGGAGUACAAACUGAUGUUGUCAGUAGUGAGGCAGCAGAGGAAGAAACACCAGCAGUAUUUAUACGAAAAUCCUUUCAAGAAGAAAAUCAUAUCAUGAGUAAUCUUCGACAGGUGGGAUUGAAAAAGCCUAUGGAACGAUCCUCUGUCCUAGACAGGUAUCCUCCAGCAGCCAAUGAGCUCACUAUGAGAAAGUCUUGGAUUCCAUGGAUGAGAAAAAGGGAAAAUGGGCCCUCAAUCACUCAGGAGAAAGGGCCUCGAACAAAUUCCAGUCCAGGGCACCCAGGAGAGCUGGUUCUUUCUCCAAAGCAGGGCCAGCCCCUGCAUAUUCGAGUGACACCAGAUCAUGAGAACAGUACUGCGACUUUGGAGAUAACAAGCCCAACAUCUGAAGAGUUUUUUUCUAGUACCACGGUCAUUCCUACAUUAGGGAAUCAGAAACCAAGGAUAACCAUUAUUCCAUCACCAAACGUUAUGUCUCAAAAAUCAAAAAGUGGAGAUAGUACUCUAGGCACAGAAAGAGCCAUGUCCCCAGUCACAAUUACCACAUAUUCCAGAGAGAAGAACCCAGACAGUGGAAGAGGUGCAUUUGCAGACAGGCCCACAUCCCCCAUUCAGAUAAUGACAGUGUCUACAUCAGCAGCUCCGGCUGAGAUUGCAGUCUCUCCUGAAUCCCAGGAAAUGCCCAUGGGAAGGACUGUCCUCAAAGUCACCCCAGAAAAACAGACUGUUCCAACUCCAGUACGGAAAUACAACUCCAAUGCCAAUAUCAUAACCACAGAAGACAAUAAAAUUCACAUUCACUUAGGUUCUCAGUUUAAACGAUCCCCUGGGACUUCAGCUGAAGGAGCAAGUCCAGUCAUUACUGUCCGACCUGUCAACGUGACAGCUGAAAAGGAGGUUUCCACAGGCACUGUCCUUCGCUCUCCCAGGAACCACCUCUCGUCACGACCUGGUGCGAACAAAGUGACAAGCACUAUCACCAUAACACCAGUCACAACCUCAUCUACUCGAGGAACCCAGUCAGUGUCAGGACAAGAUGGGUCAUCCCAGCGGCCUACACCCACCCGCAUUCCUAUGUCAAAAGGUAUGAAAGCAGGAAAGCCAGUAGUGGCAGCCCCAGGAGCAGGAAAUCUGACCAAACUCGAGCCUCGAGCUGAGACUCAGUCUAUGAAAAUAGAGCUGAAGAAAUCUGCAGCCGGCAGCACUACCUCUCUUGGAGGGGGGAAGGGCUGAGGGCAGUGGCUGAGGGGAAAGCAUCAUCAUUCACCAGUUACGUAUGAACUCCAGAUGAAAUGGUAAACCAAGCACAUACUGGGUGUGUGUACUUCCUCUGAACCCUGUUGAAGGAUAGUAUUUCUGCAGCCCUCCAUCAUCACUAAGGUCCUCCAUGCUACUGAUCACUACUGGAAAUAGUUUCCUACUUACAGUGAAAUUUUUUUGAGGAUGUAUUGUAAAAGCUGACAAUGGAGUUGCUGAUAAUAUGAAAAUAGGUAGCAAGAGCAAUUCAAUCCUUAUGUCAAAAGAAAUUUCCUUCUGCAAAGCUUUCAGGUCCAUGGGCACAUGCUAUGUAACUUAUUUUUAUAAUACACUUUGUAAUGUGAUUUUUUUCCCCCUAAAGUGUUUCCUUUUUCAUAGUCUAUGGCACAUAUAUUUGUAGAAUCCAUGGUCAGUUCUUCAAAAUAUUGGUAUUGGUGCAUUCAAAACAGUAACCUCUAAUUAAUUAUUUUAUCAAUUUGUUAUUUCUGAAGAAAAGAAAGUACAACACUACAUUUCCUGGGGUAAAUUCAAGACAUAAAAUUGAGACAGGAGAUUCUGGAAGAGGUUUUAUUAUUGCUUGUACCAUGUUGUGAUUCUGAUGAUGGGUCAACACUAACAAAUAAAGUUUUGAUUUAAAGUUCAAUUGUAAAUACUUAAAGCCAGUUUCUAAAGUUGCUCUUUCUAUCAAUAGCUCUGUGCCAAGAACUCUGGGUGAAUUGAUUUCAUUUGGGACAAAUUAAUAAAAGAUGAGAUGUAUGAGUUUAACCUGUAAGGAUUAUAGGAACAGCUUCAACUGACAGUUCAAUUAAAUUUCUGUUUUCAUUAUUUACUUAUAUGUACAGGACUUACAUACAAUAGGAUAUCAAGAAUAUUUCUCACAAUCUACCUAAAUGAAAGCCUGAAAAUAAAAACUGAACUAGAUAAAAGUAUCAACAUCCUUUUUAAAAUGAUAAGAGAAAUCCCAAGACAGAUAACUUUUUUUUUUCUUGAUAGAUAGCACUUGGACAGGUUUUCAGAACCACAUAUAGACUGGAGAAUAUAUUCUUUAAAGAUAAGAAGCACACACAUUACUCAAAUCUCAGUGUCAGAGCUGCUGUUGAAUUUAGAUUUAUGUGAAAAUGUGCAUCUAAAGUGUACUUGAAACCCUAAUAAGUUUUUUUAAAAGACCUUGUUAAUGUAGACAUGUUUUCAGUAAGUUCUUUAAAGAUAAAUGAAGAUUUGACACAUUGGUUUCUGAACACAGAAAUCAUAUACCAUGUAUUUCAUCUGAGAUUAAAGAAAGUAUGCUUCUGAGUGUCACGAGGAUAACUAAAAACCACACAAAUAAUACUGUUGGCCCAUUUCUCCAGUUCUACAGGUUGUACACAGGGGACUCCAUAUUGGGUCUCUGGAAUAGAAAAAUGUAUGUUGGAUUUCUCCUCUAUGUAACUUUAUAAGGUUUUAAGGUAUACCUUGUGGAAUUAGCAAACCAUAUUCAGUAGGUAUUACAAAUUAAAUAACUGUAUUUUAUGUAAAAUUAGUUUUGAUUUUUGUAAGUAAAAGAAAUGCUACAGUAGGCUUGUCCUAGCUUGAAUGAUUGUGAAUGCAUCACAUAACCUGCAGGGCUUUUGAUUACAGAUUGAGAAAACUAGAGUGUAUAUGUGUGAAGAUUAAAAAAAAUGUUAUGGAUUUUGUUUUCUGCAUCGUUUCUGAACUAUAAUGACAUUUUCAAUUAGAAAAGGGUUUUAUAUAGUGUUGUUAUAUUUUUUCACUCACAGUGCAGUUCUCUAUUUGCCAAUGUUUAUACUUCUGAUGGCAAAAAUAUUCUGAUAUAUCACAGAUUAGCAUUUGAAGUAAAUAACUUUUUUUCAACUUAUGAGGAUUUUAUUACACUAAUAGUGAAAAGUCUAGAAAAUAAGGCUUUAAAAACAUCUUGACUUUAAAAUAUUAGAAGUAAUUUACAUGUAUUUCGGUCUAAAGUUUUCUUUUCUCCUGAAUUUAUAAUGAACUUUGGUACUUGCAAUGCAGAGUAAGGAUGAUGGUGCAAUCAGAAUCAUUUAGCUGGACACUGAGUUUUGCCCUGACCAUGCUAUGAUUAAUUCCUCUGUUUAAACCCAAAUGGAGUCAGAGUGACAGAUGAGUAAAAUUAGUAAAAAUUAAUUUAAAAUUUUUUUCAAAUAAAAUAGAAUGUUAAAAACAGCAAACAGAAAACACCAAAGAGUUAUGUCCUUAUCUAAUGAAUAAACAAACAAGAUCAUAAGUAGUCAAUAUACCAAUAUCCACAUCCAAUUGAAAAAAUUGCCCCCACGUGCAAACCUGGCACCAUUCUAGGCUCACAUAAUUUCUAUAUCUUUCAUUCUAAGUAAAUCUCCAAUCAUACAUAUGAAUGAGAAUCAGUUUUGAAUGGAAUAAUAAUUUUUUGAAGUAUAAUCACAAUUGGUAUUUCCAGUUUAAGGCACAAACUAAUCCAUUAUUUUACCCUUUUAUUUUUGAUAUGUGUUUUUGAGGGUAUCUUCUACAGAGAUUUUUUUCAAGUAUUUCAUAAAACAUUAGGGUUUGAUGAAAAUAGUGGGUAGAAUAAAUAUUCCAAAUGUUAGAUGCCUGGAAUGUUUACAAAAUGUGAAGAAUUAAUUACAUAGUAGGACAGCCAUAAAAAAAAAUUCAUGGGUGGAAUAUCUAGAUUAAGCAUUAACAGAGACACCAAUGCUAUUGACAUAAUUCACAGCCUCUAAAAAUCAGUGGCAGAGCAAGAGUAGGUGGUAUAUAA